Molecule: messenger RNA, 599 nt
Organism: Thamnophis sirtalis
Lineage: Eukaryota; Metazoa; Chordata; Lepidosauria; Squamata; Natricidae
Source: RefSeq, a predicted model, not a curated record
GUCGUUGUGCCCGCUGUGGGGAGAACGUGGUGGGGGAAGGAAGCGGCUGCACAGCCAUGGACCAGGUCUUCCACGUCAGCUGCUUCACCUGCAUGAUUUGCCACCAGAAGCUCCGGGGACAUCCUUUCUACGCCGUGGAGAAGAAGGCCUACUGCGAGCCUUGCUACAUCGGCACCCUGGAGCAAUGCAGCGUCUGUGCCAAGCCCAUCAUGGAGCGCAUCUUGCGGGCCACGGGGAAAGCUUACCACCCUCACUGCUUCACCUGUGUGGUUUGCAACCGGAGCCUGGACGGCAUCCCGUUCACUGUGGAUGCCGGGGGCAACAUUCACUGCAGUGAGGAUUUCCACAGGAAAUUUGCCCCACGAUGCUCCGUCUGCAAGGAACCCAUCAUGCCUGCCCAGGGCCAGGAGGAAACUAUCCGGAUUGUGGCCCUGGACCGUGACUUCCACGUCCUAUGCUACCGCUGUGAGGACUGCGGGGGGCUCCUGUCCGAAGGGGACAAUCAAGGCUGCUACCCGCUGGACGACCACAUCCUCUGCAAGGGCUGCAACUCCGCCCGGAUCCAGGCGCUGACCGCCAAGGCCAGCACUGACCUUUGA